AUGAGGCACUGGCUUCGCGGCUGCGCGCUGCUCUCCCUGCUGGCAGUGUGGCGGGUGGAUGGCGGCAUCUUCGGGGCGCGGAACGCCGCCUGUGGCGCCUUGCGGACAGCGUGGCGCCGCAGCGGCCUGCUGCUGGCCCAGGCGCAGAGCGCCAGCUACCGCUGCAGUUUGUGGGCACAAAGUGCGGCAGUGCGCGCCUGGCGACAAGCGCUGGCAGAGGUGGACCACCAGCAGGCGCAAGGCCUCACCUUGGACGAGGUGGCGCUGGGAAGCUUGGCGCCUUGA
Effrenium voratum is the source of this 285-nucleotide messenger RNA. Lineage: Eukaryota; Dinophyceae; Suessiales; Symbiodiniaceae. The record is from the annotation of a GenBank genome assembly.